AAAUACACCUCUCUCUCUCCCUCUCUCAAAAUGGAUUUGCUUUCACUUGAGCAAGCAAGUGCAACUCUUCUAGCGUUAGUUUUACUUUACUUUUUGUGGGGAUUGAUAACAAACAAUACUCAUGCAAGGAGGGUUGUGGAAGCCCCCCAACCAAAAGGUGCCUGGCCAAUUAUAGGACACCUCCCUCUCCUAAGUGGUCAGAGUCCAGUUUUUCGGACUCUUGCCACCUUAGCCGAUCAAUAUGGCCCGGUAUUUGCAAUUCGACUAGGUUUACACCGGGCCAUCGUCGUGAGCAACAAGGAAGCAAUCAAAGAUUGCUUCACCACUAACGAUGCAGUUUUCAUGACUCGUCCCGAGUCAGCCACCAUGAAGUACAUGGGGUACAAUGGAGCUUUCUUCGGAUUAGGCCCCUCAGGGCCAUACUGGCACAAGAUGCGUAAACUCACCACGCUCGAGCUUCUCUCAAACCGCCGCCUAGACUCGCUCCAGCGUGUCAGAGCCUUCGAGGUGGGUUCAUGCAUCAAAGAGUUGUACUUUGGUGCAUGUGGGGGUGUUGCUCAAACAAAAAUGAAUAUGAGCCAAUGGUUCAGGCGAGUAACUAUCAACAUUACACUUCAAAUGAUCGCUGGUAAGCGAUUUAGUACAACUGAUGACAAACAUAAUGAUAAUGGCAAUGACAAUGACAAUGACAAUGACAAUGACAAUGACGACUCAGAGUCGCGGCAGUUUGGCAAAGCGGUUAAAGAAUUUGUGUACUUGGCAUCGGUUUUUGAAUUGUCGGAUGUAAUUCCGAGGAUGGAGUGGUUGGAUUUGCAGGGGAGGGUGAGGGCGAUGAAGCGGACAGCGAAGGAGAUGGAUUAUUUCAUGAGCAAGUGGUUGGAAGAACAUAUUCAGAAGAGGCAAAAUGGGGAUGUGAAAGAGGAAGAAUCAGACUUCAUGGAUGUGAUGCUAUCAUUGUUGGGAGAAGAUGAGUUGGUUGAAGGACAUAAGAGUGGGACUGUUAUUAAAGCCACAACCCAGUUGUUCAUCCUAGCAAGCUUUGAAACUCCCAGUAUCACGAUGACAUGGGCACUCUCCUUACUACUAAACCACAACCAAGCCCUAAAGCUUGUCCAAGAAGAACUUGACACUCAUGUUGGAAGACAAAGAUGGGUAGAAGAAUCAGACAUCAAUAACUUGCCAUAUUUACGAGCCAUUGUUAGGGAAACCUUACGACUCUACCCUCCCGGUCCCUUAUCAGUACCACGUGAGGCCUUGUCAGAUUGUCAUGUGGCUGGCUACCAUGUCCCUAAAGGCACAUGUCUUAUAGUGAACUUAUGGAAGCUGCAUAGAGACCCAAAGAUUUGGGCUAACCCUAAUGAGUUCCAACCGAGGAGGUUUCUCUCCGAGAAUGUGAAAAUGGAUGUAAAAGGACAGUGUUUCGAGUACUUGCCUUAUAGCGCAGGCAGAAGAAUGUGUCCAGGAGUUACUUUAAGUUUGCAGAUGAUGCAUUUGGUUCUUGGCCGCAUGCUUCAGGGUUUUGAUUUGGCUACGCCAAUGCACGCAAGAGUGGACAUGGCUGAAGGGUUAGGGUUGGCCUUACCUAAGGCAACCCCAUUGGAAGUCAUGCUCAUUCCACGCCUACCUCGCAAGCUCUACCAAGAGUGAACAAAGAACAAGAAAAUUAAACAUUAUGGCCUCCUCCACAAUUACGAAUAAAAAUUAAGUGUAACAAUGAUAUGACACUUUCAUCGAUAUGUGAUAUUGAACAAACUCAUUAUAAUAAUUUUGUGUUUUGCAUGCCUUUGGUAAUUUUGCACAUAUAUGCUUUUUUUGUACAAAAUUGGUAUCUUUAAGAAGAUAUGCCCAAAUGGCUUAUUUUCACAUAUGUUGUAGGCUUCAUAUGUGUGCAAUCAUAUGGAAAUUUCUAGGAAUGUCU
Messenger RNA from Camellia sinensis, 1918 nucleotides. Its product is annotated as vinorine hydroxylase. Gene Ontology annotation, molecular function: oxidoreductase activity, acting on paired donors, with incorporation or reduction of molecular oxygen; monooxygenase activity; heme binding. The record is from RefSeq and is a predicted model, not a curated record. Gene Ontology annotation, biological process: terpene biosynthetic process. NCBI's taxonomy places the organism in Eukaryota, Viridiplantae, Streptophyta, Magnoliopsida, Ericales, Theaceae.